Molecule: messenger RNA, 633 nt
Organism: Penicillium waksmanii
Lineage: Eukaryota; Fungi; Ascomycota; Eurotiomycetes; Eurotiales; Aspergillaceae
Product: 5-formyltetrahydrofolate cyclo-ligase
Exons: 3
Coding region: 1-633 (210 amino acids)
Biological process (GO): tetrahydrofolate interconversion; folic acid-containing compound biosynthetic process
Cellular component (GO): mitochondrion
Molecular function (GO): 5-formyltetrahydrofolate cyclo-ligase activity
Source: RefSeq, a predicted model, not a curated record
AUGGCCUUCCAAACAGCAAAGCGGGAUCUGCGCAAGCGGAUGCGCGGGGUCUUUGAGAAUCUCUCAUCGGCUUCCAUUAUCCAGCAAUCGAUCUCCGCCACAACCAGGUUUCUAUCCCUGGCCGAGUAUCAAAAUGCAAAGAGUAUAGCCGUUUAUCUGUCCAUGCCGGCCGGUGAACUAUCGACCCGCAAUAUCGUUCAAGAUGCUUUACAGAGCGGGAAGAACGUAUACAUCCCAUACAUCCACAAAGUCGACCAACUGUCGAUCAUGGAUAUGCUAGCUCUGAACUCCAUGGCCGAGUUUGAAUCUCUCCAGCCCGACAAAUGGGGUAUUCCCACGCUACAGUCUACGCAAGUACCUGGGCGCCGCAAUUGUUUCGAGGCCACCGGAUUAGAUCUCAUUGUCAUGCCGGGCAUGGCCUUUGAUCAAGGAUUCCGUCGAUUGGGUCAUGGGAAAGGGUAUUAUGAUCAUUUUCUAACACGGUAUUCUAAAUGGAGCAACAAGAUGCCAUUCCUCGUUGCCCUGUCUCUCCAGGAGCAGUUGCUCGCCGAGGAAAUUCCCGUCGUGGAUCAUGACUGGUUUAUCGAUGCGGUCGUGGUGGGUGAUGGGCGGUAUCUGGACCGCAGGUCGUAA